AGCCGGACUCAGCGCUAUAAGGGCCUGAGGACCUGACGGAGAGGCUGGUGAAGUGGGAGAGAUGGGACGCAUGAAGGAAUGGGUAGAUGCUGAAGAGACAGGAGAUUGAGCUCAGGGCAGCAAGGGCCAACAUGAAGGCAACCAUCAGUUUGGGUAAACUGCUCAUUUGUAUCACACAGGGAAGUCGUGGCCUAAUGGUUAGAGAGUUUGCCUCCUAACCCUAAGGUUGUGGGUUCGAGUCUUAUGCCGGCCACGACUGAGGUGCCCUUGAGCAAGGCACCGAACCCCCCAACUGAUCCCUGCGUGUUGCAGCAUAUGACUGCCCACUGCUCCGGGUGUGUGUUCAUGGUGUGUGUGUGUGUUCACUGCUGUGUGUGUGCACUCUGCUAAAUGCAGAGAACGAAUUCUGAGUAUGGGUCACCGUACUUAGCCAUACUGUAUGUCACGCCACUUUCACUUUCAGAGGGGUUUGGGUGGAUUCUUUGGAAGUAAAAGGUUUCCUAACGAUGUGUGAAGGCAUGACAAGACACUCAGGCACUUCAGAGUCACUGAUAUGUUCACAAAACUUGACAAGCUGCCAGCAACGGUAUGAUAAUAGAAAUCCAUCUGGCUGCUUGGAAGAGGUGGAACAAGCAGGAUGCAUCCUUUGGAAAGCCCCGCUGAGAUUGAGGCUGUUGAUCUAAGGAAGGGGAGUAAUUAGUAACUUUUAGUGGGAAUAAUGGAACGAAUGCUUAAAAAAUACACAAGCAAACACAGUGUGAGAAAUAACAGGCUGAGAUCAUGAAAAAACAAUGAACUUACUGUAGCAAGCUAGCAAAUAAGCAUAAGCAAAACUAGCAAUAGUAUGACAAAAUAGUAAGGGGAAUUUUGAGAAACUAUGUAAAUUAAUAUGGGGGGCUUCUGGUACAACUCUGAGAAAUAAUCGGAAAUUGCCUGAAAUUUUCCUUGAGCUCAAUAGAUUUGUUAGCUGAUUGACUGAAAUAAAGAUGUUUGCGCCUUCUCAUCGAUGAAGACAAAAGACCCUGGUUCACCCUGUGAUGUGUCCACUUGGAGGAGGACUCUCAACAUGGGAGUGUCUUCCAUUCCCUCUUUUGUGAUGCUUUUCAUGACUAGUAUAGGCACAAAAGUGUGUUCAUCACUAGAGAGUGUACAUCCACUGCAGACAUCUGAUGCUUCAAGCUUUAAGACUUAAAGAUGAUCGUCACAAAUGUACAGUUUCAAACACCGGUUUGUCUGUAUCUUAUAAUGAUCCUCAUAAGUCAGACAAUGGCUUUUAUGCCAAUGUUUACAAAUUCUAUAAAGCAUCAGGACAUAACUCGUGAUGCAAUUCUACAGACAACAGCUGAUGUCUGCAAACAGCAAGCACUCAAUAAGGGACGAAAUUUUGUUCUGAAAUUGCCAAUGAAUGUAAACUCAGUGGCAGAAGCUUGUUCCUCGUCUCAAUCAGCCAAACAUUUUCAAAGGAGCAUCGAUGAGAUAAGUCAUCACAAUGCCUGGGUUGACUUUUGGAAAUUUUUUACACCAAGUUACCAUUUUUGCAAUGAGGAGAUUUUGGCUGGAAGGGAUAUUAUUACUGCAGGAGUUUCUGCUGCCAAAUACAGUGUCAAAAUGGGACGAUAUGAAACUGCCAGAGAGAGACUUGGUAAAAUCUUACACCCUUUGCAGGAUUUCUACAGUCAUAGUAACUGGAUUGAGAUGGGAAAGCGAAAACCUUACCCCAACCUGAUUAAACCACACACCCCGAUUAACAACAUAGCAGAUUCGGAAACAUGCAGAAAAUGUACAAGCAGAAUCUGCAGAGGCAACAUCCUGGAAGAUGUCCUCAAAAAGCAGAAACUAACAACAGCAUACUUUGGCUGGUCCAAACCAAGAGGAAAAUGCAGUCAUGGGGGACGUUCUGAUCCAUCAAGUUGGUUUCAAGGUGGUAUAAAUAAGGAUACUGAUGACUCCGACCAUGGUUAUCUGCAUUAUGAGGCAGCAUCGGUAGCUACUGCUGCUACCAGAGAACUACUGCAGGAUAUAAGAGCAGCAACUGGGGAUUCUGAAUUUCUUAGACUGAUGGGAUUCCGCCAGACUUCAGUACUGUGUUUUGUUGUUGAUACCACUGGCAGUAUGUCUGAUGAAAUUAAUGAGAUCAGGAGAGUUUAUUCAUCGAUCAUUGACAGUAAAGUAGGCACAGCUGUUCAACCUUCAGAAUACAUCCUUGUGCCAUUUAAUGACCCUGAUUAUGGCCCACUAACAAGAACAUCUGAUCCUAAUGUGUUUAAAAAAAAGCUUAAUGCACUUCGAGCUCAUGAUGGAGGAGAUGUACCUGAAAUGUGUUUUUCAGGUCUCCAGCUCGCCCUCACUGGAUCUCCACCACAAACUCAGAUUUUUGUUUUCACUGAUGCUGAUGCAAAAGAUAAAUGGUUGGCAAGCACCGUGAAAGCACUGAUUGAGAAAACAAAGUCUGUUGUGAACUUUAUGCUAACGCCACAGCCUAGUCGUCUCCACAAGCGAGCAUCCACUGGGCUUUCCACUCAGCUGAACGAGGUCUACUAUGACCUGGCUCAGGACUCUGGAGGUCAGGCUAUAGAAGUAACCAAGGAAACACUAAGCCAGGCCACUAGCAUUAUUGCAGAUAUCUCCAGCUCUACACUGGUCACACUAUUCCAGGCUGUUAGAAAAACAGUAGAUACUGAAAACUUCUCGGUCUUUGUGGAUUCCUCUGUGCAAAACCUGACAAUUUACAUCACAGGCAACUCUCCAGAUUACACUAUCACUAGUCCCUCAGGAGUCUCACAGAGCAGCACUGAACUAAAUGGGAUGUUGGGUCUUAUUCAGAGAGUCGGUAACUUCCAUACAGUGCGACCAAAUAUUGCAGAGCAGGUUGGAUUGUGGCUCUUCAGUAUUAAAUCCAAACAGAUGUACACCAUCAAAGUUGUUGGUCAAAGUGCUGUUGACUUCAUGUUUGACUUUGUAGAACUUUCCCAAGGGCUUCAUCCAAGCUAUUCUGUAUUAAACAGCAGGCCUGCAAAUAGCAAUGUCACCCUGUUGGUGUCCAUGGUCGGUGGGGACAGUGUGAGUCUUACAGAGGUGUCUCUGGUCAAAGCCUCAAGUUCAAUUUCUUUAAAUGGGUCACUAGAAGAAGUAGCUAGUGGCCAGUACUUAGUGACCUUCAACAGCAUCCCAGCACGAGAGUUUACUGUUCGUGUGUUUGGACAGAUCAGUGUCUCUAGGUAUUCAGCUAACACCUUUCAGAGACAGUCACCAACUCAAUUCCAAGCAUCAACUGUGACCAUUACUACUCAACCUGUUGAAACAAUGGAACCAGGAAAACAAUUCACUCUCCCUUUCACUCUUGCGACCAAUGGCACUGCUGGAAGCUUUAAUAUUAGAGUUAGCAAUGAUCACAAUUUUGAAACUCAGUUUAACAGAUCCAUAACUCUUGAGAGUGGAGUCAGUGUGAAUGAUACAGUAACUCUGACUGUACCUAAAAACACUUCCUCUGGAACUGAUGUCACUGUGACAAUUGAAGCUGAAGCAGUUGAUGGAAGCGACUCCAACUACGCUGUGCUACAUAUCGCUAUCAUUGCUCCGAUGACAGAUUUUACUCCUCCCUUGUGUGAGGCAGUCAGUGUAAAUGCUAACUGCUCAGGCAACUGCAGCCUCUCCUCAUGGCACCUCACUGCUAAUGUGACUGAUGGAAAUGGGUCAGGAAUUCAGAGUGUGAGAAUCCUUCAGGGAAACGGCAACCUCACCACUACCACUGUGUUCAGUGACACAGGUGUGAAUGUCACUAUGGUCACCUACAAUGCCUCUUGCUGUUCACAGGACCUGGAACUGGUUGCAGUGGAUAAAGCAGGAAAUGUUGCUUCCUGUUUUAAUUUUGUAAGAGCUACAGAACUAAGCACCAGCACUGCACCCGCUAUAACAGCAACUACCACCACCAACACCACCACUAUCCCCACAAAUACAACUACAACAUCCAUGUCUCGACCAACCAUCCAAACCGGCACUAAUAGUGUUGAAUGUUGCUUGAUUUUGCCAGUCUUCCUUUGGCUCAAUGUUGUAGUAUCAGUUUACCAAUUCAUGUAGCUCUAAGUAAACAAAGAAAACCAAGAAAUCUAUGGUAUAUUAAUCUUUUAUAUAAUUUUCACUUUCUUUUUUGUUCUUAAAUAGUUGGUAUUGUUAUUCACAUACAAGAAAAAACCCGUUUCCUGAAUCUUUUCAGUGUACAGAGAAAAUACAGGAUUAUUGCUGUUACAUGCAAAUAGGGUUAUAAUGUUUAUAAAGUGGUAUCUGGUAUUUCUCACUUUCAUUGAAUAAUUCUAUUUUAUUGGCAAAAUGUAUGCAUUUAUUUUUAAAUAAGACGAAUUAUAAAAAGAUGUACAGAUAAUGAAAACACCUAUUUUGUUAGUAUCUAUCUUGCAUUUACAAUGCUUCCAGGAGAAACACAACCAUAUCCCAUGCAUAAUAAUACAUCCAAACCUAUGUUUAAGCAGAUUUUAAUUGUAUGCAUGAUUUUAUUGGUAUAGAUAAAUUCUGCAUAAAUCUAGUUUUAAGAAUGUUGAUGUUGAAUUGAAAUCUUUACACUUACUGUAACAAAUUAAAAAUGUAGCAUGAUUUACUGCUUCAAACUAAUUGACAAACUAGCUAAUACAAACUUACAAAAAGUUACAAGAAGACAUUCAGAUUUUCAUUUCAUCAGGAAAGACAACCAAGUGCUAGAACCGUAGUGUGAUGUUUGAAAUGUGUUUAUUUCUAUUAGUACUGGCAGAUAAAUUAAGGAAAAGUGAUUAAAAAUCUUGAUUUGACCUAAAGAGUUUUUCUCUGCAUGUUGCAUAUUAUGACACGUAACAUAACCACUAACAUAAUUCACCAAAAUUGUCUGAUCUUAAAAAUCUUGAUUUGACCUAAAGAGUUUUUUUCUCUGCAUGUUGCAUAUUAUGACACAUAACAUAACCACUAACAUAAUUCACCAAAAUUGUUUGGACAUCUGAAAAUCCUGUCAGUCUGUAGGCUAUUCAUAAAAUAUCAUAUAAAUAUUUGCAUUUAUGGGAAAAUGUAUUACACAUUAAAUAAAUACUAUUUGCUUAAGUCAAAA
Molecule: messenger RNA, 5086 nt
Organism: Tachysurus fulvidraco (yellow catfish)
Lineage: Eukaryota; Metazoa; Chordata; Actinopteri; Siluriformes; Bagridae
Product: von Willebrand factor A domain-containing protein 7-like
Exons: 16
Coding region: 1195-4077 (960 amino acids)
Source: RefSeq, a predicted model, not a curated record